AUGGAUAAGACCAUUGGGCAAGCAAUUAUUGACAAGAGUGCUUUCUCCGGAAUAUGGUCGGCCGUCAUACAAGAUUGCAUCGAUACGUUUGGCACCGGUGGUCACCUCGUCUCGAUCGAAACGGAAGAGGAAGCAGUCGGAAUUAAUGAAUGGCUCGAGCGACGUGGAAGUGGGGGUUCGACCUUUUGGACGAGUGGGCAAUACGUCAUUACGAACCAGGAGUACGUGUGGGCCGCCUCGUUCGGGUCGCCGCUGACGUACACGGCCUGGCUCGAAGGUCAGCCCUCGCCUUUUCCAAACGGUCGAACUAGGAUCGCUCUGGUCCACACGAAUCAGUUUUCGGCCGGAUGGAGUUCUGUAGAUGACACGGAAACGCUCCGAUAUAUUUGCGAGGUCAACACUACAUCGAUCACGGCACCCCCCGUUACUGGGUCGUCAUCACCCCCCACAUCGACUACACCCCUUCCAACUACAACCACCCCCACCACGACCACACCAACUACAACUACACCAACCACCACCACCCUCCCCCCUCCCGACCCUGUCGUCCCCUGCACCUCCACCCUCGACCUUAUCGUCGUUCUCGACUCCUCCGGCUCCAUCGGCCUCGACAACUACCAAACCGUCAAAUCCUUCGUGGCCAACCUUUCCACCGCAUUUACAUCCCACCCCGAAACCCGAUUCGGUCUGAUCGUCUACUCAGAAGGGGUCGAAACCGUCAUCGAUCUAACCAGUGGCCAAUCCACCGACGAAAUCGUGCAGGCCAUCCUGUCCGCCCGGUAUCACGCCGGUCCCACCCCGACCGACCGAGGAAUCGCGGUGGCUGCCGAAUCCCUCCGAAAUAAUACGCGCGCCAAACCGCAACAUCUGAUCGUCAUUACGGACGGGAUUUCAAAUCAGCCUGAUAAAACGAAGGAGGAGGCCGAUGCCGCGAGAGGGCACGGAAUUAUGCUGUAUGCGCUCGGAAUUACGGAAUUUGUUAGUGAGAUGGAGCUUCUAGAUAUUACGGGGGGCGAUGUGGGAAAAGUUUUUUUGGCGGGAAAUUGGGAUGAUUUGGUGUAUUUGAUGAAAUCUGUGAGUGAAGCGUUGUGUCCGGAAGGGGAAGAUGGCAGUGGACCGUUUUCUUUCGAUUAUUUGAUCGGGGUGGAUCGAUUUUAUAAUACGCCUGGAGACUAUGUUUUUCUGGAUUUGGAUCUUUCCCAGGCGAUUAUUAGCCAGUAUGCGGCGGCGGGAAGGACGGUGAUGUGUUACGUGAAUGUGGGAGCUUGGGAGGAAUGGCGUCUUGACGCGGGUAAUUUCCCGCCCGAAGUGAUCGGAAGCGAUGCCCUCUACCCGGGUGAAAAAUGGUUGGAUAUCCGUCAAACCGAUGUGCUCAUCCCGCUGAUGAGGCAGCGAUUCAUGGCCGCGGAGCGAAAAGGGUGCAAAGGCGUGGACACCGAUAAUUUGAACGGAUUCGAGGCACAGACCGGAUUUUCGUUAACGGCGGAAGAUCAAUUAGUUUACAAUCGAGAGAUCGCGGCAGAGAUUAAAAAUCUGGGAAUGUUGGCUGGAUUAAAAAAUGAUCACAGUCAAGUUUCCGAAUUAGUUGGGAACUUUGAUUUUGCCGUUGUUCAAAACUGUUCCGCAACGAAUAAUUGUGCCGUAUUGGGAACAUUCAUAUCUUCAGGAAAACCCGUUUUUGACAUUGAGUCGACGGACGAAUACACGGAGACCACUUUUCUUCGUAAUGUUUGUCCCCUGGUGGAGGAAACGGGGAUAUCUUUCAUUUUAAAGAAUGACGAAAUGACGCAGGCUUUUCUUGUGUCGUGUUUGUAAUUUUUAAGAGUUAAAUAAUAAGAUGUAAUUAAUUAACAGCUAAUAAAUAAAAGAAUUGUACGUACUUCUAUAUUGCAGACUUGACAUCUGAAAAA
Messenger RNA from Folsomia candida, 1910 nucleotides. RefSeq lists its product as uncharacterized. The coding region runs from base 1 to 1815 and encodes 604 amino acids. The record is from RefSeq and is a predicted model, not a curated record. The transcript has 6 exons. NCBI's taxonomy places the organism in Eukaryota, Metazoa, Arthropoda, Collembola, Entomobryomorpha, Isotomidae.